Molecule: messenger RNA, 612 nt
Organism: Acanthosepion pharaonis
Lineage: Eukaryota; Metazoa; Mollusca; Cephalopoda; Sepiida; Sepiidae
Source: the annotation of a GenBank genome assembly
AUGGUAAUGCUCGAUACUCACUUUUUCAUCGUCGUCUUCUUUUUCAAUCUCUCUCUCUCUCUCUCUCUCUCUAUCUAUCUAUCUAUCUAUCUAUUUAUCUCUAUCCAUCUAUCUAUAAUACUCCCCCUCUCUUUUAAGCAUUACAAACAUUUCUUUUCUUUCCUCCUACUUCCAUUCUUUUUUAUUAUCCUCCUUUUUCUUUCUCAAUUGAGAUACCCAUUAAGGAAUAAAUGUCUUCCCUCCCUUCCUCUCUCUUUUUCUCUAUCUAUUUAUCUAUCUGCUUUUUUUCUUGCUUGCCUACAUGUCAACAAGUUACCCCAGGCUCGACCACCACUUCAAUUACCAAGCUCUCUUCAGGAAAAAAAAAUAGUAUUCGGACGCUAUCGUCAGCUUGCAUCUCUAUCUGAAAUAAUAAUUUUUUUCUCCUUAUUUGACACACACGUACUCUCUCUCUCUCUCUCUCUCUCUCUCUCUCUCUCUCUCUCUCUCUCUCUCUCAAGUAGACAAGUAUUCUAUGACAAGCUUCACCGACCUGACACCAUGAUAUUGAACAUCUACCGUCAGUCCUCUUCUCUACUGCUUGCAGUUAAUGUAUUUCCUAAAGUCAUUUGA